Molecule: messenger RNA, 1326 nt
Organism: Saccoglossus kowalevskii
Lineage: Eukaryota; Metazoa; Hemichordata; Enteropneusta; Harrimaniidae
Product: serine/threonine-protein kinase Nek7-like
Biological process (GO): peptidyl-serine phosphorylation
Molecular function (GO): protein serine/threonine kinase activity; ATP binding
Source: RefSeq, a predicted model, not a curated record
AUUGAAAUAUCUCAGCUGGACAUAUCGAUGGUAUAUGUUUUGGGGGUAAUUUGCACUGAUACCAGCGUUGUUGAAGGUUGAUAGCAGUGACCAACUAUACGAAACAACAUUACAUAUAUUCCGCUCCCAGCAAAUAUUCAAGUCGGAGGAUAUAUUAUCGAGUUUGUUGGUAACCUUUCAACUUUGAAGCCAUCAAGACAAUGGAUGAAGACCAGCCAAUGGAGAUUCAGCCGAGCACUGCUGGCAACGAUGUCUAUGGAUGCCUCGCCAAUUUUAAUAUUGAGAAAAAGAUCGGACGUGGGCAAUUCAGUGUGGUGUACAGAGCUACGCACAACAUUGAAAACACAGUAGUGGCUCUGAAAAAAGUACAGAUAUUUGAGAUGAUGGAUGCCAAAGCACGACAAGACUGCAUUAAAGAAAUUGAUUUACUUAAGCAAUUGAAUCAUCCAAAUGUUAUUAAAUACCUAGCUUCUUUUAUUGAAGAUAAUGAAUUAAAUAUUGUAUUAGAAUUGGCAGAUGCAGGCGAUCUGUCCAGAAUGAUUAAGCAUUUUAAAAAACAAAAGCGAUUGAUACCAGAGAGAACAAUAUGGAAAUAUUUUGUGCAGUUGUGUAGUGCGUUGGAUCACAUGCACUCCAGACGGGUAAUGCAUCGAGACAUCAAGCCAGCCAAUGUGUUCAUUACAGCAGCGGGUGUGGUUAAACUUGGUGACCUCGGCCUCGGACGUUUCUUCAGUUCCAAGACAACAGCUGCACAUUCUCUAGUGGGGACGCCUUAUUACAUGUCGCCAGAACGAAUACACGAGAACGGUUACAAUUUCAAAUCAGAUAUGUGGUCUUUGGGCUGUCUUCUCUACGAGAUGGCUGCUCUGCAGUCUCCAUUCUAUGGAGAUAAAAUGAAUCUGUAUUCACUGUGUAAGAAAAUAGAACAAUGUGACUACCCUCCACUGCCAGCUGAGCAUUACUCUGAGGAGCUGAGAAGUCUUGUGGCAAUGUGUAUCAAUCCUGAUCCUGAGCAAAGACCUGAUGUUUCUCAUGUGUACGAAGUGGCCAAAAAAAUGCACAUGCAGAGCUUGCAGCAACAAUCAAGCUAGAGUCAGCCUUCCACUCCUGCCUUAUUAUCGCUUUGAAAACACAAUCACCAGAUUACAAUGCAAUGAUCAUGUGACUAAAUCAGGUGAUCAGUGUUCUCAGAAACGUUUCACGCUCACAAUCAACUAUGUUGCAUAGUUUCAGGAUGCAAAUCUACUUAAAUACUGAAUUUAUAGACAUUGAGAAAACUAAGCAUCUUAGAUAAAAAAAAAAAAAAGAGUAGUAAGUAUAAAUUCC